Messenger RNA from Cicer arietinum (chickpea), 408 nucleotides. Lineage: Eukaryota; Viridiplantae; Streptophyta; Magnoliopsida; Fabales; Fabaceae. The record is from RefSeq and is a predicted model, not a curated record.
AUGGCUCGAAGAAGAAAGUUAAAUAUUCGACAUCGAGCAAGUGAUAAUGAACGAAAUCAGUCUACUUCUAAUAAUACAAACUCAACCAAUGUAGAAGGAAGUAAUGUUGCAGAAACUCGUUCUAGUCCUUGUCAUGCAGAAGGUGUCAUACAUGAGUCUGUAGAAUCUCACUCAAUUUCCUCUGAUAUAGAAGUUGAAGAAGAACAAAUUGAAAAAGAAGUAGAGCCUAAACGGGCUAGAGGUCCUACAAAAAUGUUAGAUGUAUGGGAAAUGGAAGAUGAUGAUUUAAUAAUCGUUAAUUUGGACAAAUAUGGUCGACCCAUUGGUGAGGAAGGGACAGCUUAUGAUACCCGAGAUCAUUCCACCGACUGUUAUCUUGACGACGUAAACAUUGUUACACUUCCCUGA